Talaromyces rugulosus is the source of this 1983-nucleotide messenger RNA. RefSeq lists its product as uncharacterized. Gene Ontology annotation, molecular function: zinc ion binding; DNA-binding transcription factor activity, RNA polymerase II-specific; DNA binding. The record is from RefSeq and is a predicted model, not a curated record. NCBI's taxonomy places the organism in Eukaryota, Fungi, Ascomycota, Eurotiomycetes, Eurotiales, Trichocomaceae. The transcript is spliced from 5 exons. Gene Ontology annotation, biological process: DNA-templated transcription; regulation of DNA-templated transcription. Bases 1 to 1983 code for a protein of 660 amino acids.
AUGUCGGGCUCUCAAAGCAAAAGUUGGAUUCUCACCGCCUCGGUGAUAUUUCAUUUCCAGAUAUUGACCAUUUCCUUGCAGUGUGAUGGCCAGCAGCCCGAGUGUGGCCGCUGUAAAGGCUACGGGUUUACCUGCACCUGGCUGAGCUCUCGGAAACGCAACCAUAAUACUAGUACAGGUGGAAGAGCACAGCGUGCUGAAACAGAUGUCGAGCAUGAUGGGCAUAGGGCUUGCUCGUAUAUUGUCAAGUCCUACGAGGCCUUGAUCCGAAGCUUUCAGUCAAAGCUGGAUCAAGGGGACCAGGUGGCACUGGACCUCACAUUGACCAGCAUUCGACAACGCUUACCAGACGAGCUCGGCGAUCAGGCACAGCGCGUGGAGAGUAGCGAGCAGCCUGAAAGUCCUUCUGAAGAACGGUCACCAACCUAUGUCGGACGGGCCAGUGACUUGUAUUUCUUUAAGACUAUCGAGAGCUGUAUGGGCGGAGAUGAUUUAAGCAAACAAUACUAUGAUCAAACAGAUAUCCCCGAAAACACCACAAUUCUUGGACGGCCUUUACUUUGUACUUCACAGGAGGAGGGUUCCAGAUAUCUUGAUAUUUAUUUCUCUACUAUUCAGAUGUUGACUGCUUUAGAUUUCAUCUUUGCUAUCGGUUCCUACUAUUUAUCUUUUCCUCACGAUGACCAUCCAAGCUCGCAAUCACAUUUUCAGUAUUUCGAGCAAGCCGUGUAUUUUUCAAACGAAUUAAUGGCUCAAUGCAGUCUGGUCAAUGUUUGGGCUUCUUUACUGCGAUGUUUCUUUUUGUUGGCUAUUUGCCAGACGGAUCGGUGUUGGAAUACUCUUGGCUUCGCUGUCCGCAUGGGACAGAGUAUCGGCCUUCACGUGGAAACCUCGCCACCGCGUCGAGGACUUUCAGUUUCAAUUGAUACAGAAUGCGAGCUCAGGCGGCGAACAUGGUAUUCCAUGUAUGUGCUUGAUCGUCUUCUUGCCCUACAGCUUGGACGACCAAUGGCUAUUCGUCAAGCAGACUUUCAUGUCGCUCUGCCCUCUCGCGAGAACAUGGAUGCUGACUCUGAUGAUAACAUGGUGGGGAACUUGAUAAUGGACUAUUUCCUCCAUGUUAUACAAUUUUCCAGCAUUGUCGAGGAUGUGAUUCAGGAGCUGUACCAGCCGAUACAGCCGGAGAUAUCUGCUGAUCAGCUCCUCUUGAAUGCUUCCGCCAUCGACUCUUCUCUUCUCAGAUGGAGAUCCAGUCUUCCCCAUCAUCUUCGUUUUGAUCUGGGUCACACAUUCGAAAGGUCGGUUGUGUUCCAGCGACAGCGAAACAUGCUCGCGGUCAAAUUUCACCACCUUCGUGCUCUGAUACACAGACCGUUUCUUGCCCUACCCAGACUCCCGCACCACAGUGAUGCAUUCAUGGCCUCAUUGCGUAGUUAUAGGACAGAAAUACAGGAAGCCGAAAAAAAGUGCAUAUCUGCUGCGCAGCAAACAGCACGUUUACUGCACAAUGUCGCAGAUGAACGCAGCCUUGUUCAAGACUUUCCAUGGUGGCAGAUGAUCUCCUGUCUGAUCUGUGCGGGCUCUAUAUUAUUUGUUGCUGACGUGUUUUGCGAUGCCAACGAGAGAUCCAAUGAGUUCUCUGGAUAUUUGAAUGAAGAUGCAAAUACAUGUUUAAAGGUCUUUCAAGCUCUGAGUGUCCAGUCGCCCGCCGCAAAACAGGCAGUCGGCAUGUUGCAAAACCUAGCGCAUCUGAGAUCUGUUUCAGGAGUGACUCCUCGCGCUCCCGAUUCGUCCAUCCCUCUUGGGACGCAUACAGAAGCUCUCUCCGCUAUGUCUAUGGGAUCUCUAGCCCUUGAUUUCCCACCCGAUAGCUUGGCGGACCUGGAUUUUGAAUGGCCGAGUGAAAUUUCCAAUAGCAUGGAAUGGUCAAUCCAGGUUCUGGACAAGGCCAACAACGUUGUAAAUCCUCGUGCCGACAAGUAG